AUGGUUCUUCGUCUCCUGUCCACGGCGCUCAUGGCCUUGGUGCUGCUCGUGCCGCGUGGCGCCGUGGGAUACCCGUGGUCGAGUUGCGGCAAGGAGGGCGGCUUCCCAGCGGACAGCGAUUACAAGGCGAGCCUCGGCCUCCUCGCCGCCACCAUGCCCAAGAACACCUCCAUGUCACCGGGUCUCUUCGCUACCGCGCAGGCCGGCGUCGCCCCGCAGCAGGUGUGGGCUCUCGCGCUCUGCCGGGGUGAUGCCAGCGCCUCCUACUGCUCCGGCUGCCUCGACCAGGGUUUUAAGGACAUUAUCAGCUCGUGUGACUUCAAGGACGCCACCAUCUACUACGACUCCUGCUUGCUUACCUACUCCAACAUCCAUUUUCGCUCAGCCGACGACACCAAGUACAGCCCAAUACACCAAAUCCGCAACCUUCGUAACGCCACGGCGGAGCCGGCGCGGUUUCAGCGCGUGGUGGCGGCGCUCGUGAACGCCACCGCGAGCAGCGCUGCCUUCAACUCCUCCACGCGCCUCUACGCGGCUGGGCAGACCGACUUCGACAAGGAGCUACCAGAGAUUUACAGCUGGGCGCAGUGCACGCCCGACUUAUCGCCGGACCGCUGCUGGAGCUGCCUCGUCCGGACGAUGAGGCAAUUGCCCAUCUUCUUCACGGACGCGGUUGGAGCUAGGGUUCUCGGGGUCAGGUGUAGCAUCAGGUAUGAAACCCAGCCCUUCUUCAAUGGCUCGGCAACGGUGCGGCUGUCGGCAACGUCAGCCAGAGCGCCUGCACCGGCCGUCGUUCCUAAUCUGGUUACGUCUGUGACGGCGGUAGGAGAAGGAAAAAGGUAUAGAGUUCCUAUCAUGGUUCCUAUAAUUUUGUUACCUCUCAUAGCAGCAAUAAGCCUCGCCGGCUGCUUCUUUUUCUCGAGGAGGCGGGGUCCAGUGACUGAAGAAAAACAGCCAUAUCACAUCUAUUCUGCUAAGACUGAAGUCUUUGAGAGUCUAGACUCCAUGAUGAUUGAGAUUUCAACACUGCGAGCUGCGACUGGUGAUUUUGCGGAGAGCAACAAGCUCGGUGAAGGUGGAUUCGGUGCAGUGUACAAGGGCACGCUCCCUGACGGCGAGGAAAUAGCUGUGAAGAAGAUGUCGAAGAGCUCAACACAAGGAGUGGAGGAGCUCAAGAAUGAGCUCGCUUUGGUUGCGAAGCUCAGUCACAAGAACCUUGUGAGGCUCAUUGGUGUUUGCUUGGAGCAGCAGGAGAGACUGCUAGUGUACGAGUUUGUUCCUAACAGGAGCCUCGACCUCGUCCUCUUCGCUGAAGACUAUGCAAAGCGUGAGCAACUUGAUUGGGCGAAGAGGUACAAAAUCAUAUACGGAAUUGCUCGAGGCCUGCAGUACCUACAUGAAGACUCCCAGCUCAAAGUAAUACAUCGUGAUCUGAAAGCGAGCAACAUCCUGCUUGACAUGAACAUGAGCCCAAAGAUCUCGGACUUUGGCCUCGCUAAGAUCUUCCGGCGAGACCAGACGCAAGGCAUCACUAGCUGUGUCGUGGGCACAUAUGGAUACAUGGCGCCAGAGUACAUGAUGCGCGGGAACUACUCGGUGAAAUCGGACGUGUUCGGCUUCGGGGUUAUGGUCCUGGAAAUCGUGACUGGGAGGAAGAACAAGGAUGGUAGCUCUCAACAGUCUAAAGAUCUCCUGACCACGGUGUGGGAGCACUGGACGGCCGGGACAGUGCUGGAAGCGAUAGACCCGUGCAUGAACGGCAUCUUCUUAGAGAAAGAAGUCGUCAAGUGUGUCAACAUUGGGCUUCUCUGCGUGCAGGGAAACCCGGCGGAACGACCGAUGAUGUCGGCGGUGGUCAUCAUGCUGGGAAGCGAGACGUUCACUCUCCAUGCGCCGUCCAAGCCGUCAUUAGGCUCGAGGAGGAACAAUACCGGUGCAUGUGCUGACUAGUCUUACCAGUUGGAUUCCGCCGGCGCCCUUCGUUUCGCAAGGGGACACAAACGACGGUUGAACGGUUGCAUCGGUACCACCUUUUGGGUGGAGUUUGCCAAUAUAUCCUUUGGAUAUUGCCCUGUAGGGAUGGCUGAGCCCAAAUGUUGCGAUUGUACUUAUUUUAUUUUAUGAUGUUAGUAUUCGAAUAUUUGAUUGUCAUCUCAAAACCGGUAAUAUACGG
Molecule: messenger RNA, 2173 nt
Organism: Lolium rigidum
Lineage: Eukaryota; Viridiplantae; Streptophyta; Magnoliopsida; Poales; Poaceae
Product: cysteine-rich receptor-like protein kinase 6
Exons: 7
Coding region: 1-1950 (649 amino acids)
Biological process (GO): protein phosphorylation
Molecular function (GO): ATP binding; protein kinase activity
Source: RefSeq, a predicted model, not a curated record